AUGGCUAAAAGUCCGAAAAAGGGAAUAUCAAGUCCCUCUAAAAAUUAUAAAUCAACAACAACUACAACUAUUGUAUCACCACCAAAGAAAACAUCAUCUUCCGCACCUCCAUCUUCGUAUGCAGGUAAAAAUCUAAAAUCAUAUCAACAUCAUAAUUUCAAUAACAACAGUACAAAACUACGCCGGUUUAGUAUAGCUGAUUCAACCUCAUCUUCAUCUUCAUCCGAUUCAGACCGGAAAUAUGCUGCCGUGGGUCAUAAAAUGUAUACUAUAGAUUCUUCAGGUUCAGAAUCGGAAUUAUCAGCAGUAUCUGAAAAUGAUGAAGAUAAAUAUUCAAAACAAUUUGAAAAAUCAAUCUUAUAUGGUUCUAAUAAAAAUGGUAGAAAAACAAUUGGGAAGAAAUUGAAACACUCGAAUAGUUAUUCAAAGAAGAGAACACCGAAGAAAACGGUUGAUUGGAGUGCAUAUCAGGAUUCGAUUGAAGAUGAAUAUUCCGAUGAAGAUCUUCUUCAUAGUCAACAAGGAGAUGGAGAAGACGAGGAUGAUGAAGAAGAGGAUGAUGACGAGGAGGCGGUAGAUCAUAGUCUUGAUAAUCUUUAUUCAAUGAUGCAUAAACGUAGAAAGAGUACCCGAGUAGAUGGAGAGGAAGAAGAAGAUGACGAUGAGGAAGAAGAAGAUUCAGAAGCAUAUUCAUCUUCAGAUGAUGAUUCAGAAGUUGAUUUUGUUAAAUUACAAGCUGAGCGUAAAGCAAAAUCAAUGAAGGCAGUUCGUGCCUUAAAGGGAUUAAAGAAAAAUUCAUCCGAUAACCAUGAUCAAGCUAUUCAUUCAUCUUCUGAAGAAGAAGAUGAUGAUGAUGAACAAUCGAUUGAAGAAGAGAAAUUCUCCAAGAAAGCUCAUAGGAAAAGUUCAUUUAAAUUUGGUGCCAGACGUUCUGAUGCAGUCUUACCCGAAGAUAUAAAUUUCACAUUUGAGUUUGGUGAUACUGGAAAAGGAUUUGAUAGUUCUUCCGACAUUGAAGGAGAUUCAUCAAUCCCGGAACCACAACUUGAAGAAGAAGAUAUUGGAGAAGAAGUCGAUUAUACCCCAAUCAUCCCAACUGAUGAUGCAUCAUCAAACCUAAAUAAUAAUUUUGAUUUCGAUUUUGAUAAUCAAUUAAUUCAAGUUCCGAAAAUAAAUGAAGAAGAAAUUAAUUCUGAUGAAGAUUAUGAAAUUGAUGAUAAUGAAUUAUUAGCUACUUUACAAGCUGAGAAUGAUAUUGAUGAAUUUGUCAAUUCUGCUGAUCAACCCAAUAAUAAUCGAUUUAAUAGUCUAUCGAGAAGUAAUUCUGUUGUUUCGAGUAUUGGAGAUGAUGAUGAAGAGGAAUUCUUAAAGGAGGAAGAAAAAUUCUUAGUUAAUGAAUUUGAAAAUAAUGGAUUUGAUGAGGAUGGUGAUGAUGAAUUUAAUAUUACUUUCGAUAGUGAUAGUUCUAAUCGAAGAUUAAUUAAUUCAUUUAAGGGUAUCGGAGAAGAUCGAAGUAAACCAAUUAUUCAAUAUGAAAGUAGUGUAGAUGCAGAUGAAGAUGAGGAUGAAGAUCAAGAAGAUGAAGAUGAAGAUGAUUUUAUUGAUUUUGAUGUGCCUUUAUUUGAUAGAUCCGAUGAUGAUGAACAACAUAUAGUUGCCAAACGAUCAAUUAUUGCUUCCUCAAGUCAUAAGAAGUUGAAUAAGAAGAAACAACCAGUAUCUAAUAGUGAUGAAGAUGAUGAUUCAUAUCUUUGGAAUUAUUUCUUUAGUUCGGAUAAUAAUUCAAGUUCAAGUGAUAUUGAACUUGAUGAUGAUGAUCAUACCAAUCUUCAAGAACUCUUUAAGGAAAUUGAUAAUGAUAAAACUUUCAAAUCUAAAAAAAUCAUCAAAGAAAAUAAUAUCGAUUAUCUGGACAUGGAAGAAGAUGAAAUAGAUGAUGAAGAUGAUGAAGGAUAUGAUAGUGGAGAAUCAACCGAUGUUGAUGAGUCCCUCCCUAAAUCAUCAUCAAAUAGUCAAGUGGGGUCCAAGAUGGCUAAAGAAGUCUUAUCGUCCAAAACCGCCGAUUAUAGACCUCCAGUACUUGGAUCUUGGGUCACGAUUGAUAGCAAACCAUUUGGAAUCAUUGAUGGAAUGCUGACUAGGAGUUUAAACCUCACCAAUAAAUCAAAUGAACCUCGCACUGCCGUACCAACCACCAAUCCAACCACUAACGCCAUCACUCCAAAUAAGAAACUCCUCCUCCAACAAUCACAACAUCCACAAAGACCUUCCACCCCAUCGGGGAUCGAUGACGCAUUAGGACUUGAUGAAUUGUUGAAUAUUAGUGAACUCGACGAUGACGAUGAAAAUGAUGUUCGAAUCUGGCGCGAUUUCCAAAAACGAAAACCAGUAGUUCCAUUAGGGGCAUUCAGGAAUAAAUCAAUCCUACUCCAAAACACCACCAAUAAUAACAACAAUCAUCAUCCAUUGAUACACCAUGAGGUGGCACAACCGUUCAAUGGAUCGAAUUCGAGGAGAUUUUCAAGUAGUGGUGGGAGUGGCGGGAUUAAGAAAUCGAGAUCGAAGGAUGCGGAAUCGAAAUUGAAGAGAAGGAGGGCUAGUAUUAUCGAAGCGGUAGCUGAGGGGUUUAGACCGACUAAGUCGGGGUUGUUUAGUGAGAAUGCGUUGGCUGAUGUUGAGGAGUUAUUGGGGGAGGAUCAUGAUUUGAUGACUCUUAUUAAAGGGUUGUAA
Messenger RNA from Hemisphaericaspora subhashii, 2730 nucleotides. RefSeq names its product Ifh1p (gene IFH1). Gene Ontology annotation, biological process: regulation of ribosomal protein gene transcription by RNA polymerase II. The transcript has a single exon. The record is from RefSeq and is a predicted model, not a curated record. Gene Ontology annotation, molecular function: transcription coregulator activity. Bases 1 to 2730 code for a protein of 909 amino acids. NCBI's taxonomy places the organism in Eukaryota, Fungi, Ascomycota, Pichiomycetes, Serinales, Debaryomycetaceae.